Molecule: messenger RNA, 2661 nt
Organism: Alternaria atra
Lineage: Eukaryota; Fungi; Ascomycota; Dothideomycetes; Pleosporales; Pleosporaceae
Exons: 3
Coding region: 1-2661 (886 amino acids)
Source: RefSeq, a predicted model, not a curated record
AUGUCGUCCCUCGUAAAGGAUAUUGCCCUCGUCAGUGGUGCUAACAGCGGAAUUGGUUUCGAGAUUGCCCACCAGCUCCUCCAGAGGGGAAAUUACCACGUUCUUCUCGGCUCUCGCUCUACCGCGAAAGGCUCUGCCGCCCUCCAAGACCUGCAAGCACGCAAACUACCGUGCAGCAUCGAGCUCGUGCAUCUCGACAUGCAAAAUGAUGACCACAUUACACAAAUCGCGACACUCAUUGAAGAGAAGCACGGCAAGCUUGACAUACUCUUCAACAAUGCCGCAGUUGCAUUACCAGAAGGCUUGACGGAGCGUGAACGCUUGACAACGGCUUUCGACGUGAACGCAACAGGCCCAUGGCUUCUUACGAAAGCACUCAUUUCAUUGCUGAGGAAGAGUGAAAAUCCGCGAAUCGUCAAUAUUUCCUCAGGAGCCGGAUCUAUUGGACGCCGCCUCUACCCAGACAGCCCAAUGUACAAAUUCCAAGCUGUUCCAUACCGCGCUAGCAAGGUCGCUUUCAAUAUGAUCAGUGCAUGUCUAUAUGUGGAGUACGGGCAGGGAAUUGAGCAGGUGGACUUUCCGGGUACCAAGAAGAGCGAUAUCGAGGUCGAAAGUGAGGAAAAGACCGUGGGAAUGAAAGUGUUUUGCUACGAUCCUGGCUUUACGGCCUCGAAUCUUGGACCCUAUAACAAAGAGGAGUUCGGUGCCAGGAGUGCGCAGGAAACGGUGAAGAGUAUCAUGGUACUCGUUGAUGGGGAGAGAGACGGGGAAUGUGGCAAGUUCAUCCACAAUACUGGAGAAUACCCAUGUACGGUGUCUUUUGAAGCACAGGGAAAGCAAGGCGUUUUCUUCAUGAACCGAAUCGCACCAGGCACAUCAGAACUAUAUAUCGCCAACGCGGAUGGAAGCGAUGAGCGCAAGCUAUUGAGCAAUAGUUCGAACUUCGAUUAUCACGCAACCUUCUCUCCUGAUGGGCAGUGGAUAACCUUCACUACCGAGCGCAAUGGGGAUGGUAACUCGGACAUAUAUCGCGUUCGACCCGACGGAUCUGACCUGGAGAUGAUAACAGCGACGCCGUCUAUGGAAGACGCAGCAACGUUGUCACCGGAUGGAAGCAAGAUCGCCUACGUUUCGACAGCCGAUGGUUACAAGGCCAACAUCUGGGUAAUGGACCUUGCAACACGCCAGACAACCAAGCUCACCAACACCGACCUUGUCAAGGGCAAUGAGAGCUUGCCUGAGAGCUAUCUGCGUCCUGCUUGGUCACCAGACGGCAAGUGGAUUGCUUUUUCUUCCGAUCGUGACACACAAUGGCGCGGCCAUGGCAACGGUACUGGAUGGGAACAUACCCAGGAGCUCUCGAUCUAUGCUAUCCGUCCCAACGGCACAGGCUUCAAACAGCUUGCGAAGAAAGAGGGUUAUUGUCUCGGAUCACCAAAGUGGUCUCUCGAUGGCAGGCGCAUCAUAUACUACGAGAUGUCUACUGAAGACACUUGGAAUGCUCAUCGUCCCGAGUCGUUACAAGCUGUUACUGGUCAGCUCGUAUCCAUUGACUUUGACACUGGCCUUGACCGCAUAGAGCACACGGAAGGCCCUGGUCUUAAGAUGUUCCCGCAAUGGAUCGGUAACAACACCAUUGCAUACCUACUCAAGAAUACGGAUGAUGAGGGUCUGAACUACGUCACGGACGUUUCCAAUGGUAACAGCACCCUCAGGGCCUAUAGAUCAUCGAUUCGCUCACCCUCCUGGUCCCCCAACGGCUCCCAGGUUGUCUACGAGAGAAUCGAUUUUGAUAUAGUUCGUCCCAUGGGGAAGAAACUAUACAGUUGGGAUGACGAGUGGGAGUAUCGCUUCACCGACAUUUUUCCUCAGCUUUCUUUACAGGGAAGACUUGCCAUCACUCAAAAGCAGCUCGGUAAUUCCAGUAUUAUUGCCAUGUCUCCUGACGGCAGCGAUGUCAUGGAGGUAUUCGAUGUGUUCUCCGCCAAUCAGAGCGAGGCCGCUAUAGCAAAGGGUCUUUCCGGUGCCUUUCAACCCUCAUGGACUUCAAAUGGUGACUGGCUCGUCUUUGGUGUAGGCUCAUGGUUUCAGAGCCGCAGUACAGGCUCUGGUGCGUUGUAUCGUGCGACCGCCAACGGUUCGUUCUUCGAGCAACUGACAGAUGGCUCUGUCAAUACCGGUUUCCCUAGCUACUCGCCCGAUGGUCGAUAUAUCGUUUACCGUGUCUUUGGCGGUGAAUACGGCCUACGCAUUAUGGAUCUGGAGGACCAAUCCGUUCGCGUACUCACGAAUGCCACUAGCGAUAAUUACGACAACUUACCUUUCUGGUCACCCGAUGGCUCGCGUAUCGUCUUCUCGCGUCGGGUCACCUAUACAAACUUCGAUGUCUGCACCAUCAAGCCUGACGGUACUGGUCUUCAAGUCCUGACCUCCAGUCUUGGUAAUGACGCCCAUGCGGUUUGGACGCAUGACGGCCGUAUCAUGUACUCUACAGCGCAGUAUGGAUUUCGAGAUGAGGCUGCGAUCUACGACAAUACAUUCCAACCAUAUGGGCAGAUCAUGAUUAUGAAUGCCGAUGGCAGUAACAAAACACUGCUAGUGGAUAGCAUGUGGGAGGACUCAAUGCCUUUGUAUGUUCCGAAUGGGUUCUUUGGUUUGUAG